UUGCUGCAGGACGUUAAUGCAUCGAUACGAGUUGUCGGAGAUGCAGUCGAGAAAACGCGAGCAACAAUUAAAGAUACAAUGUGGAUUGAUCAGAAGUGUGCCAGCACGAUUGAAAAGUUGAAAGAAGUGGCGGAACCACUGCGGCAAGAUGCACAGAACUUUCCAAAUUUGCUUGAUAGUACAACAGAGACGCCGAGAAGGUUAAGACUCGCACGACAAGGGAGUGGAGCAAACGAGGUGGUGACACAUCUCAUUGGA
Molecule: messenger RNA, 258 nt
Organism: Trypanosoma theileri
Lineage: Eukaryota; Euglenozoa; Kinetoplastea; Trypanosomatida; Trypanosomatidae
Exons: 1
Source: RefSeq, a predicted model, not a curated record